Dromiciops gliroides (monito del monte) is the source of this 4820-nucleotide messenger RNA. It is a transcript of the gene ZDHHC17, whose product is annotated as zinc finger DHHC-type palmitoyltransferase 17. Gene Ontology annotation, cellular component: Golgi membrane. The coding region runs from base 68 to 1966 and encodes 632 amino acids. The transcript has 17 exons. The record is from RefSeq and is a predicted model, not a curated record. Gene Ontology annotation, molecular function: protein binding; palmitoyltransferase activity. Gene Ontology annotation, biological process: protein palmitoylation. NCBI's taxonomy places the organism in Eukaryota, Metazoa, Chordata, Mammalia, Microbiotheria, Microbiotheriidae.
GGAGGCUCGCGCCCGCCCUCCCCCCCGACCCGGCGCGCCCCGCGAGGGUGAAACGCUUUCUCCCGGCAUGCAGCGGGGGGAGGGAUUUAACACCAAGAUGGCGGACAGCCCGGAUGAGUACGAGAAAGAAGCGGGUUGUGUCCCCAUUCUCCAUCCCGAGGAAAUCAAGCCUCAAAGCCAUUAUAACCAUGGAUAUGGUGAACCUCUUGGACGUAAAAGCCACAUUGAUGAUUAUAGCACAUGGGACAUAGUCAAAGCUACACAAUACGGAAUAUAUGAACGCUGCAGAGAGUUGGUGGAAGCAGGUUAUGAUGUGAGGCAACCAGACAAAGAAAAUGUCACACUCCUCCAUUGGGCUGCCAUAAAUAACAGGAUAGACCUAGUAAAAUAUUAUAUAUCGAAAGGUGCUAUUGUGGAUCAACUAGGAGGAGACCUAAAUUCAACACCACUACACUGGGCCACAAGACAGGGCCAUUUAUCAAUGGUUGUACAACUUAUGAAAUAUGGUGCAGAUCCUUCACUAAUUGAUGGAGAAGGAUGCAGCUGUAUUCACCUGGCUGCCCAGUUUGGACACACUUCUAUUGUUGCUUAUCUGAUAGCAAAAGGACAGGAUGUAGAUAUGAUGGAUCAGAAUGGAAUGACCCCUUUAAUGUGGGCAGCUUACAGGACACAUAGUGUGGAUCCAACUCGAUUGCUUUUAACAUUUAAUGUUUCAGUUAAUCUUGGUGACAAAUAUCAUAAAAACACUGCAUUACAUUGGGCAGUACUAGCAGGAAAUACUACAGUCAUUAGUCUUCUUCUGGAUGCUGGAGCUAAUGUUGACGCCCAGAAUAUCAAGGGAGAAUCACCACUUGAUUUGGCAAAACAAAGAAAAAAUGUUUGGAUGAUUAAUCAUUUACAAGAAGCAAGACAGGCAAAAGGGUAUGACAAUCCAUCUUUCCUCAAGAAGCUAAAGGCUGAUAAGGAAUUUCGGCAGAAGGUAAUGCUAGGAACUCCUUUCCUAGUUAUAUGGCUGGUUGGGUUUAUAGCAGACCUAGAUAUUGAUUCUUGGCUCAUUAAAGGGCUAAUGUAUGGUGGUGUUUGGGCUAUGGUCCAGUUUCUUUCAAAAUCAUUUUUUGACCACUCAAUGCACAGUGCAUUGCCACUUGGAAUAUAUUUGGCAACCAAAUUCUGGAUGUAUGUGACGUGGUUCUUCUGGUUUUGGAAUGAUCUCAACUUUUUAUUCAUUCACCUUCCAUUCCUUGCCAAUAGUGUUGCACUUUUCUACAAUUUUGGAAAGUCUUGGAAAUCAGACCCAGGAAUUAUUAAAGCUACAGAAGAGCAGAAGAAAAAGACAAUAGUUGAACUUGCAGAAACAGGAAGUCUGGACCUCAGUAUAUUCUGCAGUACCUGUUUGAUACGGAAGCCAGUGAGGUCCAAACAUUGUGGUGUAUGCAAUCGAUGUAUAGCAAAAUUUGAUCAUCAUUGCCCAUGGGUGGGUAAUUGUGUAGGAGCAGGCAACCAUCGCUACUUCAUGGGCUAUUUGUUCUUCUUGCUCUUUAUGAUCUGCUGGAUGAUUUAUGGUUGUAUUUCUUAUUGGGGCAUCCACUGUGAGACUACUUACACAAAGGAUGGAUUUUGGACAUAUAUUACUCAGAUUGCCACUUGUUCACCUUGGAUGUUUUGGAUGUUCCUGAACAGUAUUUUUCACUUCAUGUGGGUAGCUGUGUUACUCAUGUGUCAGAUGUAUCAGAUAUCAUGUUUAGGUAUUACUACAAAUGAAAGGAUGAAUGCCAGAAGAUAUAAGCACUUUAAAGUUACAACAACAUCUAUUGAAAGCCCUUUCAACCAUGGAUGUCUAAGAAACAUUAUAGACUUCUUUGAAUUCCGAUGCUGUGGCCUCUUUCGUCCUGUCAUUGUGGACUGGACUAGACAGUAUACGAUAGAGUACGACCAAAUUUCAGGAUCUGGCUACCAGCUUGUGUAGCACCCCCGUUAUCCUGUGAGCGAGUCUUCUCUGAGUGACGCCUGGAAAUUGUGUCUGGCUGUUUCUCUCUCACUCGAAUCCACACCCUUUGAACAACAGCAUGCUCUGUGUAGGGCUAACCCUGAAUCUUACAGCACCUUCUCUUCAUCAGUCAGCUUUCUUAAUAAAAGCAAGUGUGGACAGAACACACUGCCACUGCGGAAAAAGGAGAAAGACCAUCACCGGGCCAGGACUUAUUUUAAUGUGGGAUUUCACCGCAUCCUCACCUUUUUGGUUUCAUUCUCAUAAUACUCUACACAAGAAGCACCGCUUAAGUAAAAAGUUGGUGGAGGCUACACAGGUCAGAAAUAAUUUGAUUCAAGUGAAGUUAAGAUUUAUAGUAAAAUACUAGAUUUGAUGAUGCAGGUUGAUGUUGAUAACAUUACAUUUAGUUCUAGUGCUGGGGUCUUCAUUCACUUGAGUAUUAUGUACAUUGAAAAAUGUACAUUUUAAGACUAUGACGAAAAUCAUGUCAUUUUAUUUGGGAUCCACUGUUCAGACUGCUGUUGGAGGAUGAAUGGCACAACAAAAUAAUGUUCACGAGGAAUGUGCUGCAUAUGGUUUAUUCCUAUCAGCUGCUAUAAGGCUGAUCUAGUUAUAGUACAGUGAAAUAAUUGGAAACACUUUUUUCUGAGGUUGUGUGGUCUGAUAAUACCUUGCAUGAGUACAGUUACGUCAGUUUCCUUUGUUUACACUUAAAAGCCCUUACACGGUGCAUGAUACGCCUCUGAAUGUGUAUGUUAGAAGAUACAGUCCAGUGAACAAUAAAUUGGAAUUUAAUUUGAUAUGUUGAAUAUCAUAGCAAGAGUUUUUCAAAAUUAUGUUACCUGAACACUGGAAGUAGUCCAGAUACAAAAACAAAAAAACAAAGGAAAGGUGACAUUUUCAAGGAAAACCAUAUAAGUAGAAUCAAAGAAGUGAGUGAAAAAGUUCAGUGACCUGAAGAAAUGGCUUUCUUUCCUGUUAGUUCCAUGUUGCAAUAUAAAUUGUAGGCAAAAUAAUGAAAUUCAGCAAAAAAAGGAGAUGAUCCCUGCAGAUAGCAUAUGUGAAUAACAGAAAACCUAGUGGUUCCUUCUGAUGACUUGUCAGCAAGUGGAAUUUAGCCCCUAAAUGUAGCUAAAUGUUCACAAAUUGAAUGUUUUUAGAAAAUUUUUAAGCUAUCUGAAAGAAUUUCAGAAAGGCUUUUUACUGUUUGAUGUGAUGCACUGAUCAUUUUUGGUUACAGCAUUUCAUUAUACUCAUGGUGAACUUUAAUUCACUGCUUUCUUAACUAUUGUUUACAGAGUGAGACUUGGUUUGAGUCCUCUUUAAGUGCUGUAGCAAACUAGUGGUUCGAGAACCUGUGAGAAGAAAUGAGGGAGGGGUGGGAGGGAGGGGAGACUGAUAACAGAUCCUAGACCAGUGUAAAGAAUGUGUAUCUGUAUAUAAAUAAUUUAUCAAAUAGUUUUCUCUUUGUGAGUGCGUGUGGUAGUAUAUUUAAAAUUGCUCAUUUCAUUUUAUCCAACCAAAAAGAAUAGGAAAAUAUCUAAUGAGCUUCUAGUGAUGUUCAGUAUUGCUGUGAAUAGGCAUUAUACCCCGCAAGUUCACUGCAUGUCUUAUGCUUGGUAAAAUUAGCAUUUCCUGUAAUAUGGAAAUUACAGGUAUUAAAGCAAUCUAGUGGUAUUCCCGCCCCUUGCCUUAGUAAGAGGAGCAGUGAAAUUGUAAAUAGUUAAUGUUCAGUAUUUGCAAGUACCAUUUUUUUUUCUCUAGCUGUUUCUUUUAUCACAAGACACACAGCAAAAAUUCAACCUUGAAACCUGAAAGUUUUAAUAUUGGAAAAUUGACAUCUAUAUUUUAGUUUUAGAAAGGGAAGAAAUGCGUAGAGGGGUGGCAACAGAGCCGUACGAUUUUCUCAUAGAAGGUCAAACAACUGGUGAAUUUUUAAAAUGUCUCUGCUAUUUUUAAUUAUUCAUUGGGGAAAAACCUCAGAUAAUUUUUUUAAUUCAAAAGUUAUUUAUAAAAUGCUAGAAUUUAUUAUUUUAACUUUUUAUAUUUUGAGUCAAUUCACAUAAAGACUCAGUUGCAAUUUUUACAUUUUUAUCAAUGGUUGAGAAACAAUGUAUAAAUGUAAGUGGUUUGACCAAAUUUGGAUGAGUAUUGUUACCAUGGUCUUUCUCUGUGGUACAAUAUUCUUUCUAUAUGUUUAAAAAAAAAAGACUAGACGAGCUUGUCUUUCAGAAUAACAGAAAUGUCCAUUGAAUUCACAAGUACCUAGAAAAAUAUUCUGGAUUUAGAGCAAAUGCUGAUAUUUAUCUUCCAUCACAGAGUAUGGUGAGAUCUCUAAUCCUGAAAUGGUCAGAAGGCCAAGAGCCAACUAUGCAGCAGUGUACCGUCCAUAAAAUUAUUUUAGGGGCCUUAUUUGUAGGGAACCCGCUUACCCACUUCAGAAUUUUGUGGGAAGUUGAUCCAGACCAAGAAUAGUUCAGAUCAGCUGCAUUGGACAUAUUUUAAGUAAGUAGGAAUUUAGUCAGUCUCAGCCCUGAAUGUGUAUCAUUUCUUUGAAGGUUUUUAUGUUCUUGUGUCCACCGAAGUUAAUUUCAGAUACUAAUGUGCACAAUACUGCAUCACUACAUCUUAGCUAUGGAUAUUUUGGUUUUAUAUUUUGUUUAUUUAUAACUGUGCCAAGUAUUAUUUUACUACUGUCAGGAUCUUGUUGUGUUACAUUGUGGAACAAAAACCCUGUAAAAUGUUUAAUAAAUUAGCUCUCCUUACAUAAAUUAAAUCUGUCAGAUUUUUGUAAAUUAUUAAUCAAAAUAAAUAUUGACUAUUAAAUAUA